Molecule: messenger RNA, 2235 nt
Organism: Filobasidium floriforme
Lineage: Eukaryota; Fungi; Basidiomycota; Tremellomycetes; Filobasidiales; Filobasidiaceae
Exons: 9
Coding region: 297-1979 (560 amino acids)
Biological process (GO): transmembrane transport
Cellular component (GO): membrane
Source: RefSeq, a predicted model, not a curated record
CCGAUUGCAGCUUUCUCCCCUGCUCCCUGACUCGAGCUCGACCUAUCGAUCCUUGCUCGUAUCGUAAUGUCAUGCAACUUGUAAGACCAUAGUACCAUAGUACAGCUUCACAUCAAGGAACGACACAUCUCCUGCCUCGUGACAAUAUACUCGGAUUCGGGCUACAUGCUUCAACCCAGCAACUCCACCUUAUAAUAGUUGACCUGUGGAACCGAAUACCGAUCUCGAUCGCCCCGACACGAUCCGUAUAAGUACUAGGAUACCGUCAUAAUACAUAGUGAAUAAUUCUAAGGACGAUGGGGAAUGUGGGCAAUUACAUCUAUUCCGGUUUCAUCCCGCUCGUCAAGACGGCCAUGACCAUCCUCGCCGGAUUCACACUCACGAAAAAAGGACUCUUCCCCCCCGCCGCAUCGAGGGGAGCGAGUCAUUUGUCCAUGACGAUCGGCCUCCCCUGCCUCCUCUUCGCAUCCGUCGUCCCAGCGUUUAACAGCGACAACAUCAAAUUCCUAGGCCCGCUCUGUUUGAGCGCGAUCGUCUACCAGUUUUCCGGGUUGAUCCUAGGACUGAUCAUCCGGGAGUUGUUCUACGUACCGGCGGAUUUUAGGUAUGGCAUCAUCAUCGCCUCGACGUUUAGCAACUGGGGAAACCUACCGACCGCCGUCGUACAGACGAUCGCCACGCAAGACCCGUUUGACCCUAAGAGGGAUCCGACGUUAGGUGUGGCUUACGUGAGCGUGUUCAUGUUGAUCUACUCGCUCUCGUUCUUCGGCCUGGGGACGUGCAAGAUCUGCGCAUGGGAUUUCCGACCGAGGCCGGAGGGCGAGAUCAACGUCAGCCGGCGCGUCAAGUGGGCAGAGAGACGGGCUGCUCUUGCAGGGAUUUGGAGGGGGAUGAGGGAGACGCAUCAUCGGCCGGGUUGGGGUGGCAAGAGCAAGAGGGACGUGGACUCCAAUCAGAAGGCCGGUAUGGAACCGGAACAAGAGUAUGAGCCGGAUAUGGAUAUCGAGAAGAAGGGGGUGGAUUCGGACGUCGAAAAAGGAUAUCUCGGGACGACAAUGACAACGACAACGACGGGAAACGCUAUCGAGCCUACUCUUUCCAGGUACAGGUCUCACCAAGAGAUCAUCGCCGAGGCUUACCACGAUGGGAUCUCGCUGGCCCCCGUGCGGUCAACCGUAUCGCAUACGACGGGGAACGGGCCUCGGAAUCGGCUCGGUGGGGAGAUCAACCAGAAGGACAGGGAAAAGGACGUCAUCGAGGAAGAAAGGGAGAAACGACAGCUUGACGCGGUGGUCUACGAUAAUACCCCCGAGCCGCACCGUCACCCUCACAAGAAGGAAGACGAAGGGGACGACGAUGAACAAGACUCGGUAACCACCCCUCGAAUACCUCUCUGGCGACGCAUCCUCACCGGCGUCAUCGGCAUCCUCAACCCAGUCAGCAUCUCCCUCUUCUUCGCCCUCCCCAUCGCCCUGAUCUCCCCUCUCAAAGCGCUCUUCGUCGUCGUCGACAACUGGACGGGCACGAGGAUACCCAACGGACCGGAUGGGAAACCUCCUCUGGCGUUCGUACUGGACACGGCGGCUUUUAUCGGGGCGAUAUGUAUUCCCGUCGGGUUGAUGUUGUUGGGAGCGAGUUUCGCUAGGUUGAAGGUGCCCAGGAGUUGGGGGACUUUGCCGAUCGCGGCGAUCAUGGCGUUGAUGGUGUCCAAGAUGAUCAUCGUCCCUUGCAUCGGCGUAGGGAUGACACAGGGUCUAUCACAACAUACGAAUCUAUACCCGCCGGAUCAGAAGAUCCUCAAGUUCGUGGCCAUGUUGCUCUCUGGCACUCCGGCUGCGGUAAACCAGCUCGUCAUCACGCAAAUCUACUCGCCAGACGGAUCAGCGGAUACGCUCAGCAUGUUCCUGAUCGUGCAAUACGUAUUCAUGUUGGUCGCCUCGGCUGCGCUGGCGGCUGUCGGGUUGGCUUUCGUCAACUAGGACUAGAAGAUUGGAAUUAGGACUAGGAAAAACAGGGACUAGGGAUUUUCUGUGAAGGAGGUCAAGGAGAUCAAGAUCAUGGACAGGUGAUAUACUGAUAUUGUAUUGUUUCGAUUCGGAAUUGUAUCAGUAGUAAGGUUGUGUGGCCUCAACUAGCGAUUAGUUGAUCAGUCAGCUCUUGGAACAGUCGAGAUCGUUGUAGUAUUAUGGGUAGGUCUGACUCAAACACAUGCGAAAAGACACAUUGGACGCUGGC